Messenger RNA from Galleria mellonella (greater wax moth), 4702 nucleotides. It is a transcript of the gene Spg7, whose product is annotated as paraplegin. Gene Ontology annotation, biological process: protein-containing complex assembly; mitochondrial protein processing. The record is from RefSeq and is a predicted model, not a curated record. Gene Ontology annotation, molecular function: metalloendopeptidase activity; ATP-dependent peptidase activity; ATP binding. NCBI's taxonomy places the organism in Eukaryota, Metazoa, Arthropoda, Insecta, Lepidoptera, Pyralidae. The transcript is spliced from 15 exons. The coding region runs from base 115 to 2490 and encodes 791 amino acids. Gene Ontology annotation, cellular component: m-AAA complex; membrane.
GUAGCGAUAGAAAAUAACCUAAAAUAUUUAUUUUGAAAAUAAUUCUUAUAAAUAAGAGAAGUUACUUUAUUAUAAUUCGUUUAAUUAUACAUAUUACGCGAUAGGAAAUUCACAAUGUUAACUAUUAAGAGAUUGCCGACAUUGUCGGCGUCUAAAAUUAAAUCAAAAUUGCAUUUUGAUCUAAAAAGUUGUUAUAAUGAGAAACAAUUAGGCAAAUUUUGUAAUCAUAAGUUGUUAAAAUUGUGUAGAUCUUUUUCAGUACUACAUAAUGUAACGAACAAGUCAAAAAAUCCGCAACUACGCCACUUUAAUGCAGAGUAUAAAGCAGCAUGCGCAUUGUUGAAGCGAUCCAAUUUGCCUGGACUGGAUUUGUUCACUAAUAAAUUAGGAAUGCGCACAUUGCACACAACCUCACCUAGUUUUAACCAAAAUGAAGAUAAAGAUAAGGAUAACAAGGAUAAAAAGAAGAAAGAUGUAGACAAUAACCUUCCUUCAUUGAUGAUGAAAGUAGCGUUUUGGAUGUUCACAACGUGCAUUCUGGUGAUUGCAAGUACACUUUUAGUUCCUGGAGACAAUACACAGAAUGAGCUUAUACGCUAUGUCUCUUGGAAUGAGUUUGUAUACUCGAUGCUCUCCAAAGGGGAAGUGGAGGAGCUGAUUGUAAGGCCUGACAUGGAAGUGGUCACCAUCAUAUUGCAUGAAGGUGCUGUGGUUAAAGGGAAACGGGCCACACAUCGAGUUUAUCACAUGAAUGUUGGUGAUAUACAUCGCUUUGAAGAGAAAUUACGGGAAACUGAGAAAAAUUUAGGUGUUAAAGAAGGUGUGCGAGUGAUCUACGACCGGAACGGUAGCGUGGCCGCCAAGUUCUUCACCACUCUGCUGAUAGCUGCCGUAAUACUGUCCUUCCUGUAUUCCACCAAGUCCAUGAAGAUGAACAUCAACAUUGGUGGAUUUAGCCAACUCGGCCGCGCCAAGUUCACACUAGUGGAUUCGAUGACUGGACAAGGCAAGGGUGUCAAGUUCGAGGACGUGGCUGGUCUGCGGGAGGCCAAGGUGGAGGUCAUGGAGUUUGUGGACUAUCUGAAGAGGCCGGAGCACUAUAAGAGAUUGGGGGCGAAGGUGCCCAAAGGCGCUCUGUUGCUGGGUCCGCCUGGCUGCGGCAAGACGCUGCUGGCGAAGGCGGUGGCCACCGAGGCCAAUGUGCCCUUCCUGUCCAUGAACGGGUCGGAGUUCAUCGAGAUGAUCGGCGGACUCGGCGCCGCCAGGGUUAGAGACCUGUUCAAAGAAGCAAGCUCGAGGGCGCCCUGCAUCAUCUACAUAGACGAGAUGGACGCCGUGGGCCGCGCCAGAUCCUCGGGGCCGGCGAACUUCGGUCCGGGCGGCGGCGAAGGCGAGCAGACCCUCAACCAGCUGCUCGUGGAGAUGGACGGCAUGAAGAGUCGAGAAGGCGUCGUCGUGCUGGCCUCCACUAAUCGGGCUGAUGUGCUUGACAAGGCACUGCUGCGACCGGGCCGCUUCGACAGACACAUCCUCAUUGACCUACCGACGCUGCAAGAGCGCGAGGAGAUAUUUGAACGCCACCUCAAGAGCAUUGUGCUGGAGAAAUUGCCCGACAACUACGUCAAAAGGUUGGCGUAUCUCACACCAGGCUUCAGUGGUGCCGAUAUAGCGAACGUGUGCAACGAAGCGGCCCUGCAUGCUGCCAGGUUCAAGCAGAACAUUGUACGGGCGGCCGACCUCGAGUACGCUGUUGAAAGGGUCGUCGGCGGCACCGAGAAGCGCAGCCACGCGAUGUCACCGGCGGAGAAGAAGAUCGUGGCGUACCACGAGUCGGGACACGCGCUGGUCGGCUGGCUGCUGGAGCAUACGGACGCCCUGCUCAAGGUCACCAUCGUGCCACGCACCAAUAUGGCCCUGGGCUUCGCGCAGUACACCACGUCCGACCAGAAACUGUAUUCUAAGGAGGAGUUAUUCGAUCGUAUGUGCAUGGCGCUGGGCGGGCGGGCGGCGGAAGCGAUCACCUUCAAUUCCAUCACCAGCGGCGCCCAGAACGACCUCGAGAAGGUCACCAAGAUCGCCUACGCUCAGGUUCGAGUGUACGGCAUGUCGCAGGCGGUAGGGCUGGUAUCAUUUCCGGACGUGAAGGAGCACGGCAAGAGUCCAUUCAGCAAGACCCUCAAGAACCUGAUCGAUCUGGAGUCGAGGAAGCUAAUCGCGGACGCGUACUACCGCACCGAGAACAUCCUAAGAACGAACCAGGAUAAGUUGAAGGCGCUUGCCGAAGAAUUAUUGAAAAAUGAAACUCUGAAUUUCCAACAAGUGCAAGAUAUACUCGGCCCGCCGCCGUUCCCGAGGAAGAAGUUCGUUGACCCGGUGGAAUUCGAGAACAGUUUGAGGAACAUGGAGAAGGCUGCGACGGCUGCAGACGACACCCCGGUGGGAGCACCGUCGGCCAAGCCCGAGUCGCAGCCGGGCGUGCAGUUCGUGUAAUCACUCUUGUGUAUGACAAUAAUCCUAAAGAGAGCGUACUACUUUAAAGACCACAUUAUAAAUAUGUAAUUUUUAAUUAUGGUGAAUAAAAGAAAUCAUUUCUGACUGUAACGUACAUUUUCCAUUUUGAAUAUAUUAUUUAAAAUGGGAAUUAUGCGCAAUUACGAAAUACAAAAAUGAUAUACGAGACGAGGCUGAUAAGUUUGCUACCGCAGGUGCUAAAUGAAUGAAAAGUAUAGUUAAAUAUUUUUUAUUUUUCAAAAUUAUCCUCUUCAAGGGAAAUACAUUUUUUUACAUCGUGAAUACAAAGUGUUUAUGCCUUUGUAAAAAUAUUCUUGGGUCUCUCCUCGAAAUUAUUUUCCACUACUAUGUUUUCUACUGUCAGUCGAAAUUACCAGAGGGAGACUGUACAAAAGUCCAUUGCUUGGAUACCUCUGUCCCAUUCGUGUUUCUACCGUGAAGCAGUUGUGUUUGCAUGGCUGUGUUUCAGUUUGAAGGAUGGGAUAUGGUGUGAAUUUACAGGCUACAGAGGAAUAACACCUGAGUCCUCAGGAAUGGCAACGCAUGGGGGGUAUCAUGGGCAAAGCAGUAUACUCUGUUAUGUCCAUGGCACUGCUCAUGUCUAUAGGCGACAGUUACCACGUUCCAUCAGGUGGACCGUCAGCUUGUUUGCCAUUUUAAGUUGUAUAAAAAAAAUCUUUGUCUAUUUAAUUCUUUUUUAAAAUUUUGAAAAGAGAAAAUGUCACUAGGAUCCGGGUGUAGACUGUAGGUGGGUGGUUAAUUUCUAUGUAUUUCUAAGUUAUAUAAAAAAAAACUUUUUUGUUAUUAUUCUUUUUUAAAAUUUUUAAAAGAGAAAAUGUCACUAGGAUCCUGUUCUAGACUAUAGGGUGGGUGGUUAAUUUCUAUGUAUCCCAUACUUUUUAAGGCAUCUCUUACAACCGAGCGGUGUGAAGGGGCGCGUCGUCUUGCAAAAACAGCACUCCGCGCGCUAACUUGUCACAUUUCUUCUAUACAAUCACGUGCUUGACCCAGUAAUUUAGCGUAGUACUGUCCGUUCAUUGUGUCCAUGUAAAAUCUCUCCAAUUUGUUUCUUACUAUACCGUAUUUCUUCUGCUAUCUGUCACAGUUUAAAUCUUCGAUUGGCCAGUACUAUUCGUUCAAGUUUUUAACGUUUUCUUCGGUCACUACCAUUACUGGGCGUCUAAGGCAAGGUUCUUCUUCUCUGUCUUCCUUGUUGAAAUAGCCGAGCUCAUUUUUCUACCAUUUUAUAUGAAGGUGCAUAAUCCUGAAGAACCGGUGACAUUUGUCAAACAUUUUUUUGGUAUAUUUCUUUGGAUUACAGCGCGGUGCUCCAAAUUGCGAGAAUUUUCAGUUUUCUCUGGCACGAUGUUGUUUAUUGUUUCAGGAAUUGAGUUUUAAUGAACAAAAUAUAAAAAUGGGAUAUUAUUUAUACUUACAAGGAGUCAUGCAAUUAGUACUAUCAGUCGAUGAUGAGUCAACGCCAAGUACCUUUAGUCGCGAACUUAUCAGCCGCCCCUCGUAUGUGUAAAUACGACCGUUAAUUAAAAAAAAAAACAAAAUUUUGCAGGCAAAAUUUAUUAUUAAUAAUUUUAUGACUAUAGAUGUAUUUAUGAAAAUUGUAUGAGUCCCCACGCGUUUACGAAACGUGUAGAAAUGAUUUGUAAUUUAAAAAAAAAAUGUGUCCAUGGUAUUGUAUACAAAAGUUGUCGACAUGGGUACCUCUGUCCCAGCCGUGAAGCAAUGUGCUUGUUCUAUGUUUCGGUUUGAAGGUUGGGACAUGACAGUGAAAUUACAGGCUACACAGGCAUAACACCUUAAUCCUCAGGAAUUGCGUCAUAUGUGGGUCACAUUGCAUAUGAAAUCAAUUAUCGACGGUGACUACAUACCAUCAGGUGGACCAUCAGUCUGUUUAUCACUCAUAAAAAUCUUUGCUGUUUUAGAAUUAAUUUAUCGCCUGCAAAUUCCAUCGGUUCCGUAGGACGCCUCAAUCUUAUUGAGCAAGCUUACGUAUGUUAUAUUGUUGUUAUUUUAAUUUUUUUAACUAUAUAUAAUUUAUUUGUUUUUACAUAAUGUUAGACUAUAAAUCGCUGUGCAUCGUAAAUUUAAAUUUAAUGUAUUCAAGUCGAAAAAAUUCAAGUAAAUGUAAAUGUUGGAGAUUAAUUUUAUUAUUUAAAUAAAUGAAUGCAAAAAC